Molecule: messenger RNA, 1292 nt
Organism: Crotalus tigris (Tiger rattlesnake)
Lineage: Eukaryota; Metazoa; Chordata; Lepidosauria; Squamata; Viperidae
Gene: ACER3
Product: alkaline ceramidase 3
Exons: 11
Coding region: 180-983 (267 amino acids)
Biological process (GO): phytosphingosine biosynthetic process; ceramide metabolic process
Cellular component (GO): endoplasmic reticulum membrane
Source: RefSeq, a predicted model, not a curated record
AACCCAGAGGCCCUGCCCGCCAGGCCUCGCAGGCGGGCCUCCGCCGCCGCCGCCGCCGCCGCUGCCGCCCCGCCUCAAGCCGGCGGGAAGGCGGGGUCAGCUGGCCCGAAGGUCCCUGAAGAAGAGCGGAUGCGGCGGCGGGCGCUUCCUUUCCUCCUCGCUCGGCCCUCCGACCGGCCAUGGCUCCCGCCGGCGACCGCGCCGGCUACUGGGGCCCGCCGACGUCCACCCUCGACUGGUGCGAGGAGAACUACGUCGUUUCCUCCUACAUCGCCGAGUUCUGGAACACCGUUAGCAACUUGAUUUUCAUUCUCCCUCCCAUCUAUGGUGCAAUUCAGAGUUACAAAGAUGGCCUUGAGAAGCGAUAUAUAAUGGCAUACUUAUGCGUCACAGCCGUGGGCCUGGGCUCCUGGUGCUUCCACAUGACCCUGAAGUAUGAAAUGCAGCUGUUGGAUGAGCUGCCCAUGAUCUACAGUUGUUGCGUUUUUGUCUACUGCCUGUACGAGUGUUUCAAGUACAAGAAAACAAUCAACUACCCCCUCAUCUUUCUACUACUAGCCUACAGCAUUGGCGUUAGCAUAGUAUACCUAAACUGGAAGCAGCCUGUAUUCCAUCAGGUUAUGUAUGGGACGCUGGUGGCUGUUAUUGUUCUACGCUCUGUGUAUAUAGUGUUAUGGGUUUACCCCUGGCUCCGAGGGCUGGGAUACACAUCCCUGACCAUCUUUUUGCUGGGCUUCCUCCUCUGGAAUGUGGACAAUAUUUUCUGCGAGAAAUUGAGGGGGUUACGUGAAAGGCUGCCUCCGCUCGUGAGCGUUGUCACGCAGUUUCACGCUUGGUGGCACAUAUUCACGGGACUCGGUUCCUACCUUCACAUCCUGUUCAGUUUAUAUUCCCGGACACUUUACCUGAAAUACAGGCCAAAGGUCAAGUUUCUCUUUGGGAUUUGGCCUGUUCUCUUAGUAGAAUCAACGAAGAAGCCGUAAGAAGCCACCGGUCGAAUAACAACAGCCACCGGCUUUGGGGGCCUCCGACUGCCGCCUUGGAAGCUCUCGGCACAACCCCAAGAUUCCCCUUCCUUCCUUCCUUCCUUUCUCUGCUCCGGGAAGGACGAAGAAUCACAAGGGAUCGAGCGCAACGCACCUCUGCAAAACCCUCGGCGGGAGGUUCUCCUUGUGUUUGCAACUUUAAAGCUGUGUCACAAUAUUUGGGUCUCUGAAAGCCGAUGGUCUGGGGAGGCGUUGCCAGGGCACAAGCAACAUCCGUGCUUUUUUUUUUCUUCCCCCCUCCCCCAA